Messenger RNA from Lasiodiplodia theobromae, 1848 nucleotides. Its product is annotated as Purine transporter protein. Gene Ontology annotation, biological process: transmembrane transport. The record is from RefSeq and is a predicted model, not a curated record. The coding region runs from base 1 to 1848 and encodes 615 amino acids. NCBI's taxonomy places the organism in Eukaryota, Fungi, Ascomycota, Dothideomycetes, Botryosphaeriales, Botryosphaeriaceae. Gene Ontology annotation, molecular function: purine nucleobase transmembrane transporter activity. Gene Ontology annotation, cellular component: plasma membrane. The transcript has 5 exons.
AUGGACGCCCUCCGGCAGCAAGGCCGUCGUCUCGAUGCAUACCUGGCGGACUCCAAGUUCGGCCGCCUGUUUCGCCUGGACGGCUCUGGCCAUGUCGACGAGAUCCCGGAUGCUCAGUUCCUGACUGAGGUGCGCGCUGGCGUGACCACCUUUUUCACCAUGGCCUACAUCAUUGCUGUCAAUGCCACCGUCUUGACCGACUCCGGCGGCACAUGCGAGUGCCGCGAUGCCAGCGACCCAACCUGCGCCAAUGACCAGGACUACCAAACCUGCCUCAUCGGCCUGAAUCGUGACCUCAUCACCGCCACCAGUGCCAUUUCCGCCUUCGCGUCUUUCUUUUUCGGCCUCAUCACCAACUUGCCCGUCGCCUUGGCCCCUGGCAUGGGCCUCAAUGCCUACUUUACCUAUCAGGUAGUCGGCUUCCACGGAACUCGCCUUGUUCCAUAUGGCUUGGCCCUGACCGCCGUCUUCGCCGAGGGCUUCAUUUUCAUUCUACUGUCUCUCCUAGGAAUGCGCCAAUGGCUGGUCCGCAUGCUCCCAACCUCUUUGAAGGUUGCCGCUGCCUGCGGAAUAGGUCUCUUUCUCGCCGAGAUAGGAUUGUCGUAUAGUGCAGGAAUUGGCGCCAUCUCUGGCGCCAGUGCUACUCCCUUGGAUCUCGCCGGCUGUCCUCCAGAGUACAGGGAUGAGUUUGGCGAGUGUCAGAGUCACAAGAUGCAGAAUCCGACACUGUGGAUCGGCCUAUUCUGCGGUGGAAUCCUGACGGCGUACCUGAUGUCGUAUAAGGUGAAAAGCGCCAUGAUUAUUGGAAUCUUGGUUGUCUCCAUCAUCUCUUGGCCGCGCGGCACUUCUGUCACCUACUUCCCGGAUACUCCCGAAGGUGAUAGCCAAUUCGACUUCUUCAAGAAGGUAAUAACUUUCCACCCCAUCGAGCAGACUCUCAAUGCACUGGACUGGAAUAUUUCGCGCGCGCCCGGUGAAUUCGCCCUCGCACUUUUUACCUUCCUAUACGUCGAUAUCAUCGACUGUACUGCAACUCUGUACACGGCCUAUUGCACCGAUGCUUUCAGCAUCAGUGUCGGGGCCCUAUUCGGUGUAAGUCCCGUGACAGCCUUCAUCGAAUCGGGUGCUGGCAUCGCUGAGGGAGGCAAAACUGGCCUUACCGCCAUGACGACUGGUCUCUGCUUUUUCAUUUCGCUCUUCUUCGCUCCGAUCUUCGCCUCGAUCCCGCCGUGGGCCACUGGCUGCACACUCGUCCUGGUCGGCGCCAUGAUGGUGCGCCAGGUCGUCGCCAUCAACUGGCGCUACAUCGGCGACGCCGUACCCGCCUUCGUCACCAUCAUCUUCGUGCCCAUGUCGUACAGCACCGCGUACGGCAUGAUCGCCGGCAUCCUGACCUACGUCGCCAUCAACGUGCCCAUCGCGCUAACCCGCAUCAUCUCGCGCGGCCGCAUCACCCCCGCGGACGAGGACGCACGCGAGUACUGGAACUACAAGCCCACCGGCUCGUCGCCGUGGUUCGUCAACACCAUCAGCAACGCCUUCGUCCGCUUCGGCCACCACGGCGAUGAGGCAGGGCACAAAGCCCGCGAACUCGAGUCGAGAGGCUCGCACGAGAUGCAGAAGCAUCUCCGACAUCAAACUCACGGAUCCUUAGGCGACGAGUCCAUCGACAUCAAGGUCGGAGACGCAGGCUUCGACCGCCACAAGCACGAUCCCAGCUUCAGCGUGAGCUUCCCCAUGAAGACGUACCCUGGCGUGCGGAUGCCCCCCAUGUCAGACGACAGGGAGCCGGACGUCGAGCGCUUCGAUCUGCGCCAGUUCCGCGUCGCACCGUCGGACCGAAUUUGA